AGAUUUCUCUUCAGACCUCAAAGGAAAAAUAUCAGGGAAGAGAAGGGAGAGAGGGAGAAGGGAACGUGAGGAGGGGAGAGAGAAAGAGAGAGAGGAAAGAUGGCUAGUGAAUUCAAAAAGAAAAUGUUCUGGAGGGCAGUGGUGGCUGAGUUCCUUGCCAUGAGCCUUUUUAUUUUUAUCAGCAUUGGCUCGGCUUUGGGCUUUAGCUUCCCGGUGGUGGGCAACAAAACGUCAACAAGGUCUCAGGACAACGUGAAGGUUUCGCUGGCUUUUGGGUUAUCCAUCGCUACCAUGGCACAAAGCGUGGGCCACAUCAGCGGUGCGCACCUGAACCCGGCCGUCACCCUGGGCCUCCUGCUGAGCUGCCAGAUCAGCAUCUUCAAGGCGCUCAUGUACAUCAUCGCCCAGUGCCUGGGGGCCGUGGUGGCCACAGCUAUUCUGUCCGGAGUCACCUCCUCUCUCCCAAACAACCUCCUGGGGCUCAACACCCUUUCAGAUGGAGUCAAUGCAGGCCAAGGACUAGGUAUCGAAAUCAUUGCUACCUUCCAGCUGGUGUUGUGUGUCCUUGCCACCACAGACCGGAGAAGGAAUGAUGUCUCAGGAUCAGCACCUUUGGCCAUUGGUCUCUCUGUUGCCUUGGGACAUCUUCUUGCGAUUGAUUACACUGGUUGUGGAAUAAACCCAGCCAGAUCUUUUGGCUCAGCGCUGAUUGCCAACAACUUUGAAAAUCACUGGAUCUUCUGGGUUGGCCCAAUCAUUGGAGGAGCAAGCGCUGCCCUGAUUUACGACUUCAUCCUGGCUCCCAGAAGCAGCGACCUGACUGACCGCAUGAAGGUGUGGACCAGCGGCCAAGUAGAAGAAUAUGAUCUGGAAGGAGAUGAUAUGAACUCCCGGGUUGAAAUGAAGCCAAAAUAAAGAAGGACAAGGAAAAAAGAAAAGAAAAAAAAAAAAAAAAGCACAUUGGUUUUUGAAGAUUUUAUCAGUGUUAUAGACUUUUUGUAAACCAGCAAGCAGUACUUUGUUUUUUUCAUUCAGUAUGGUUUUCCAUUUUUU
Messenger RNA from Pterocles gutturalis (yellow-throated sandgrouse), 1053 nucleotides. It is a transcript of the gene AQP1, whose product is annotated as aquaporin 1 (Colton blood group). The transcript is spliced from 4 exons. Gene Ontology annotation, molecular function: water channel activity; ammonium channel activity; glycerol transmembrane transporter activity. The coding region runs from base 100 to 915 and encodes 271 amino acids. Lineage: Eukaryota; Metazoa; Chordata; Aves; Pterocliformes; Pteroclidae. Gene Ontology annotation, biological process: renal water transport; carbon dioxide transmembrane transport; hyperosmotic response. Gene Ontology annotation, cellular component: membrane. The record is from RefSeq and is a predicted model, not a curated record.